GCGCUCCCGGCCGCUCCGCCCGCCGCCGCCCGCCGCGCUCCGCCGCCUGCUCGCCGCCCGCCCCUCGGGGACCGGGACCGGGACCGCGCCGCGGGAGCCGCGCCCCUCCCUCGCCAGGCCGGGCAGCGAGCGGCCGGGGACGGGUCCUGGCACCCACCAUGCGGCCCGGGCUCUGGCUCCUGGUGCUGGUGCUCAGGGAGGCUGCCCGCGCGCGGAGCCCCCAGCCCGCAGCAGGUCCUGAUGAAGGCCCAGGCUCUAGAUGGACUGCCAAGGGGACCACGAAAAGCUGGAAUCGGAGAGCCCGAGAGAGCCCUGGGCAGGUGUCGGAGCCGGACAGGACCCAGCUGAGCCAGGACCUGGGAGGGGGCACCCUGGCCAUUGACACACUGCCAGAUAACAGGACCAGGGUGGUGGAGGACAACCACAGCUACUAUGUGUCCCGUGUAUAUGGCCCCAGCGAACCUCGCAGCCAGGAACUGUGGGUGGACGUGGCCAAGGCCAACCGGAGCCAAGUGAAGGUCCACAGAAUACUCUCCAACACCCACCGGCAGGCUUCGAGAGUGGUCUUGUCCUUCGAUUUCCCUUUCUACGGGCAUCCACUGCGGCAGAUCACCAUAGCAACUGGAGGCUUCAUCUUCAUGGGCGACGUGAUCCAUCGGAUGCUCACGGCCACGCAGUACGUGGCCCCCCUCAUGGCCAACUUCAACCCUGGCUACUCUGACAAUUCCACGGUCGCUUACUUUGACAACGGGACAGUCUUUGUUGUUCAGUGGGACCAUGUCUACCUCCAAGGCCGGGAGGACAGAGGCAGCUUCACCUUCCAGGCAGCUCUGCACCGUGAUGGCCGCAUUGUGUUCGGCUACAAGGAGGUCCCUAUGUCCGUCCUGGAGAUCAGCUCCUCCCAGCACCCUGUCAAAGCAGGCCUGUCAGACGCCUUCAUGAUUCUCAACCCGUCCCCGGACGUGCCAGAAUCUCGGCGAAGGACCAUCUUCGAAUACCACCGCGUGGAGCUGGACCCCAGCAAGGUCGCCAGCACGUCGGCCGUGGAGUUCACCCCGUUGCCGACCUGCCUGCAGCAUCGGAGCUGCGACGCCUGCACGUCCUCGGACCUGACCUUCAACUGCAGCUGGUGCCACGUGCUCCAGAGAUGCUCCAGUGGCUUUGACCGCUACCGCCAGGAGUGGCUGGCCUACGGCUGUGCCCAGGAGGCGGAGGGCAGGACGUGUGAGGAAUUCCAGGAUGACGACCACUACUCAGCCUCCCCGGACAGCUCCCUCGGCCCCUUUGACGAAGACCUGGCCACCACCAGCCCCUCCUCUCUUGUCAUCGACACCCUCACCACGGAAGAUGACACCAAGUUGAAUCCCUAUGCGGGAGGAGACGGCCUUCAGAACAACCUGUCCCCCAAGACAAAGGGAGCGCCCAUGCAUCUGGGCGCCAUUGUGGGCAUCGUGCUAGCGGUCCUCCUGGUGGCGGCCAUCAUCCUGGCUGGGAUUUACAUCAGCGGCCACCCUACCUCCAAUGCCGCCCUCUUCUUCAUUGAGCGGAGACCUCACCACUGGCCGGCCAUGAAGUUCCGCAACCACCCCGGCCACUCCACCUACACCGAAGUCGAGCCCUCAGGCCGAGAGAAGGAGGGCUUCGUGGAGGCGGAGCAGUGCUGAGACGCCAGGUCUCCCUGUGGAAGGGUAGGAGAGAAGACGCAGGGGCCGCAGAAGGGAUAGUUAAAGCAAAGAGAAGCGACUUUUCCUGGCCUCUCCGAGCAUAUGAGAGGGGGGUUUAUGGCCCCAGAGCUGUGGCUUAGUCAUCACGCCCCAGACACUGAAGAGGGGGCAGGAAGACAACCACGUGGAGUUUCUUAAGGACAAUAGCCGAAUCUCAUCCUGUUUUGAUGCAAGGGUUCUCCCCUUCUGGGCCUCACAGGGGUCUACUCUGUAGCUGUCCCCGAGCCCCCUCCCCACCCGGAGAUGGCCAGAUGCCCUGCUCCCAGUCACCUAAGCCCCUGCGUACGACACCAGCUAGCUAGAGUCUAGAGUGGGGCUGUGCAUUCCAGGGUCCAUAGACUCAAGGGCUGGUCCUCAUGGCUAUGGAGUCGGUGCAUGGCUAUGGAGUCGGAUGGAGUCCUCAUGGCUAUGGAGUCGGAGAACUUGCGGGGAAAAUUGCAUUUUUAGGCUUUGCUUCCUUACCAUGCCCUUUCUGCUCAGAACCAAUGCUUCUGCACCAAAAUGAGUGCAGCCUGUCUCGGGGGCUGUACCGGAACUGGUGGCCGGCCUCCCCCAGGCACGCCGUGCUGUGCACGGCCACAUGUACCACGUGAGGCUCCCCAUCCCGACGGCAUGUUCGGUGCCCGUUUUAUUUGCUGGCCUGUUCUGCCAUCAGUGCCGGCCCGUACCUCCAAAGGCAGGGCUUGCCCGAUUACUAAUUUCCCUCCUCUGGACUGGAUUAUUAUAGCCAUUAAAGCUGAAUAGGGUGGCUUGAGGGCUCCUGAGACAAACCCAGCAGGGAACUUCAGUUGCGUCCUUCAGAGAAGCAAAGCGCCAGAAUGGCUGGGACAGAGGCAGCCGGCAUGGCAGUGAAGGACUUUCUGCACAAGACCUUCACCUGGAAAAUUGCCACCAUGUCCCCGGCUCUGCAACAAGCUUUUGGGGCAGGGAGUUUAGGCUCCCAAACUUAACCCGGCUUUAAGGGAGGUCUGUCCCAGAGAUGAGUUGGGGCUGCUUCUGAAGGGCAUUUACAAUUAAAAUCUAUCGCUCACCCUCAUUCAAAAUAAAAAAUAUCAGCAGCAAAUAAAUGUUAA
Messenger RNA from Microcebus murinus (gray mouse lemur), 2797 nucleotides. It is a transcript of the gene PLXDC1, whose product is annotated as plexin domain containing 1. Lineage: Eukaryota; Metazoa; Chordata; Mammalia; Primates; Cheirogaleidae. The record is from RefSeq and is a predicted model, not a curated record.